This is a messenger RNA of Prunus avium (sweet cherry), 1135 nucleotides long. Lineage: Eukaryota; Viridiplantae; Streptophyta; Magnoliopsida; Rosales; Rosaceae. The record is from RefSeq and is a predicted model, not a curated record.
CCUCUCUCUCUCUCCACUGCCCUCCCUGCUGGAGUUAUUGCCUUGUUCAUCACCUGGCUUGGUAGCUUCAAGCUCCUCCUGUUCUCCUUUGGUCUGGGCCCACUUUCAUCUGGCCCACCACUAAACUCCCUCCUCCUCUUCAUCUUCACCACUUGUCUCCCAAUCAAGGCAAAGCAAGAUGGACAACACCACCACCAAAUUGCUCCAAACCACAAGACACCUCAAAACCCUAAAUUGCCUCUCAAUUUGCCAACCAAAGUCUUGCUUUUUGGCAUAUUGGUUGCUCUAACUGACUUCACAAAAUAUGUGCACCCCAACAUUUUAUUAGCCCAGUAUUGCUGCAUGUUGUAUCUUUUUGUGGACAUAAUAGUAGGCUUGAGCAAUGCUACCAUGCGAGCCCUUCUUGGCAUGCAACUCGAAUCACCGUCCAAUGAGCCUUACCUUUCAACUUCGCUACAAGAUUUCUGGGGCCGGAGGUGGAACCUCAUGGUAACAAAUACACUGCGUCACACCGUACAUAAGCCCAUGCGGUCGGCUAUGGAGACCUUCUUGGGGCCUAAGUGGGCCCCGCUGCCGGCCGUCUUGGCAGCCUUUUUAGUAUCCGGUCUGAUGCACGAGCUCAUAUUUUUCUUCAUGACACGUGUGCCUCCCACGUGGGAAGUGACGUGGUAUUUUGUUCUCCAUGGGAUGUGUUUGGUGGUGGAGUUUGGUGUGAAGAGAGCGUUAAGUGGUGGAAGGUGGCAGCUGCAUUGGAUUGUGUCAACGCCAUUGACCAUCGUGUUUGUGGUGGUGACCGCGACUUGGCUGUUCUUUCCACCGUUAGUGAGGAACGGCGUGGACGCAAGAGCUAUUGAAGAGUGCAAGGAAUUGGUAGAAUUUAUGAAGGAAAAGUUAAAAUGGGAUGGUCUGCACAAAAUUUAAGCGCUCUUGUUGCUUUAAUUGUUUGUACUCAUGUGUUUAAAAUUGUUUAUUUUGAGGCUAAACUGGUGAUUAGCUCCCGGAAUUUGUACUUAACUUUCAAUUGAUUUCAUAUCCUUUUUUUUAGAAAAUUAAGGAUAUGAACUUUUUUUCUUCGCCAAUUUCCGUCUGUCGUAUAAAUCCUCAACAUUUCAAUAAUCCUAUUUUAGAGAAUUAA